Stylonychia lemnae is the source of this 1293-nucleotide messenger RNA. Lineage: Eukaryota; Ciliophora; Spirotrichea; Sporadotrichida; Oxytrichidae. The record is from the annotation of a GenBank genome assembly.
AUGGGUUCCUACGCAGAGGUCUAUUCAGUUAUAGAUCUUUCAAAUGGAAAUCAAUGUGCUCUUAAGCUUGUAAUUAUUUACAUGUUCAAAUUCUUUUAGACAACACUUAAAGAAAAUUUUAAGAAAGAAACUUGGAUUCUCAAGAAUUUAUCCUCCUAUAAUAGUAGUGAUGCUCGUAAAAUUAUUUGGAGUAUAAUACUUUAGUUUCGGUACAUAUAAAAGAUUCACAAUUCCGGGUAUGGACACUAAGAUCUAAAGUUGGACAAUAUUUUGUUGAAAAGCAAUAACUUUGAAGAUUCUGAGUCGUCACUACUUUGCAUUGUCGACUUCGGUAUUUCUAAAGCUCUUAAUAUAUUGGAUAAGAGUGAUAAGCCCAAAAUUCAAGAUGAUUUGAUUUCAAUUCUAUACAUACUCAUAUAUUUGGAAAAAGGCAGCCUGCCAUGGAUUUAGAAUUAUUAGAAUUGCGAUAAAACAUAAAUGUUUCACAAAGUUAAAAAUAUAAAAAAAUAAUUCCAUCGGUUGCAAUAUGACUUAUCAACCAAGAGUAAUCAAGCCAAAAUUGGUAAUAAUUCUGGAUUAUUUGAGUAAUUGAUUUCAAAAAUCGAUAACUGGAAUAAUAAGUAGGAAUCAAUCUAUGGGUAUUUGAUAAAUUAACUAGUUAUCCAAUUGGAAGAUAGAGAAGAGAUCUUAGAUUGGAACAUGGAUUGGACAAAAACUUCAAAAAAAUGGACUGAAUCAUAUCACCACAAUCAAGGCAUAUUUGAGAGAAUACUCCAUUAAGCUAGAUAUUAGCUUCCUUUAUCAGUAAAAUCAACUAUUUCAAUUGAUAGCGCACCUUUCAAGAAUUAAGAUGACACUGAUUCUAACAACUACUCACAUAAAUAAAAAAUAAUUGGCAAUCAAGGCGGAGAAUUAAUUGACCAUGCGUUUGAUUAAAGUUGCAAAACAGCAAAUAGUUCAAAUCAAUCUAAUUCGAAUGUUAAUAAAAUCAGUUUACUUGAUAAUGAUAACUUUAAUAUCAACUUUUAAAAUUUGAUGAAAAUUAAUCUUAGAGAAAGGCCUUAAAUUUUUAAGUUAACAAAUAAUAAAAACGGGGGAAAAAAUUUUUUAGGCUAAGAUGCGACUAAAAAAGAACAAGAGUAAUUUCAAAUUUAAGAAGGAGAAAUAAGAGAAUCCGAGAUGGAUGAAGACGUUUAAGAGUCAUUCUCAUAUUAUGAAGACUUAUACAAUAUCAAUUAUCACAUCAACGAUUUAAAGCUCCAAUGUAUGGCUGAAAAAAACAAAAUCAAUUGA